Messenger RNA from Lachancea dasiensis, 2097 nucleotides. The record is from the annotation of a GenBank genome assembly. Lineage: Eukaryota; Fungi; Ascomycota; Saccharomycetes; Saccharomycetales; Saccharomycetaceae.
AUGUCCGAUCAACGAAUAUUUUCAAAGUAUAGAGCGUACGAGAUUCGAAAUGAACUUCAGCAGAGCCAUUCAAAAAAACAUCGAGCUUCUGCCACUAAGCGAAAGAACGCAUUGAAAAAGAUCGUAGCCAACAUCACCUUGGGAUACUCCUCGGAGAUGGCUCUUCUAUUCCCAGAGAUACUGCAAUUUUGGCCAAUCGAAGAUGAUUUCGAGGUAAAGCGAAUAUGCCACAAUUUUGUUGCUGCAAUGGCCGCUACAAAAUCGUCACACCUCGAAGAGGCAUUGCCAUUGAUUAUAGGCGACUUUAAAUCGGGAUCCGAGCCUCUUCAAGUGCUGGCACUUCGAACGCUGUCUUCGGUUCCCAUAACUUCGUAUCUUGACGAAUGUCUCAAGUCUUCCUACGCGUUACUGCAUUCAAACUCAGAAUCAGAACAAUUGAAGAAAACCGCUAUCUAUGCUGUGCUCAAUGUCAUACAGAUGGAUAGUAAGAAUGCCUUCAUGGUAACACAAUUAUUUUUUCAAAUUUUGAACAAUUACAAGGAGCGUCCUAGCGUUCGUGCGAACGCCCUGUACGCCCUGGACCAGGCCCAGGAGAGAAACGCGGACCCUCACUCAUCUUUUCUAUCGAUUGAAACGUGCAUCGAAUUGUUGGAGCUAUUGCCUCAACUAAAUGAAUGGGAUAGCGCGCGACUUUUAGAUUGUCUUACCGGAAAUUAUUUACCUGUCGCCCACUCGGAUGCUCACCUUUUAAUAGAAAAGACCCUUCCCCAGUUACAGCACGUUAAUACUUCGGUUGUUUUGAACGCAUUCAAAUUUGUUAUCUAUUUGACGAAUUACGUCGAUUUUCUAAAAGAUGGGCUCAUUAAACAACUUUCAGGGUCAGUUAUGUCCUUGCUCAACAAGCCACCCGAGCUUGAAUUUUUGGUACUACGGAAUAUUAUUUUGCUACUGCUAGGUAGGGAGAAACCGAUUAUUAAUGUAGACGUCUCGUACUUUUUUGUCGAGUUUGCUGACCCCAUCUACAUCAAGGACACCAAGUUAGAAGUUCUUUACUUGUUGGCCAAAGACGACAACCUUCCCCAAAUUUUACAAGAAUUAAAGGAGUACGCCACCGAUAUAGAUAUACAAAUGUCUCGGAAGGCGAUCAGGGCCGUAGGGAAUCUUGCUGUCAAGCUUGAACAGUCGGCAGACGAUUGUGUUAGCCUACUGCUUGACCUUUUAGAUUUUGAGGUUGAAUACAUUAUUCAAGAAAUUGUUUCUGUUUUCAAAAACGUUCUUAGAAGGUAUCCGGGAAAAUAUGCACAUUGUGUUUCUAAACUGGUUUGCUUCAUUGAUUCGCUACAGGAGCCCGAAUCAAGAGGCGCAAUGAUAUGGAUAAUAAACCAAUAUUUGGAACAUCUGCCCAAUUAUCUUGAACUGAUCAAGAACUUCACGGACAGCUUUCCAGAUGAAGCCCUGGAAGUUCAGUUUAUUAUACUAAGCUCUGUGGUCAAACUUUUCACCAAAAUUCCAAUGCCAGCUACAGAGAAAAUCUGUAUUGAUGUUCUAAAAGCUUCAACUGAAAAGCUCGACAGCCCUGAUUUGCGAGAUAGGGCUUUCAUGUACUGGAGGCUUCUGUCUAUCUCUCAACAGCAGCAAAGGAGCUCGAUAGACAUGGAAGCAAUCCGAGAGAUUAUCGAUGGUACCCUACCUGCCAUUGCUCUCAAUUCGAGUCUAGAUCCUCAAAUUGUUGAAGAAUUAGAGCUGAAUAUAGGGACGAUAGCCUCGAUAUAUUUGAAGCCAGUGGCACAGGUAUUUAGACUGAACAAGACCCGACGCUUGGCGAGAACUGCCGCCUUCAACUGUCACCGAGAAAAAUUAGACAUUAUCAGCGACAGCUCUCUGACGAACUCUCCUGCUUCGACAGGAUUAAUUCACCAGUCAUUGAACCGUAGAGACUCAAGCUCCCCCGUAAAAAAAAUGAACGAUUAUGAUAGACCUGCCGAAACCAUAAAUCAAUUGAAGAGUAAGAGAAAGAGCAGCAGUCCCGCACUCAGCUUGUCCAGAAAGCCCUCGUUAUUGGCUAGGAGGCUUUCUAUUCGAAGGCCUUUUCCUUAG